UGGAAAUGGCCAUGUCAAGUACCGAGACUGAAGGCCAAGGGAGCUGGAAACUGCCCUCCAAGCUCCAAACAAUCUCACAAGACCAACCCAUGGGGGGGCGCAUCGCGCGUCUCUCUCAAGAUCAGGAUGUGUUAUGGCGCGGCCGUAUCUACCCUACGGUCGUACGCAUCGGACCUCUGCAACAGCGCGGUCCGAUCCAGCUUCCUCAGUGGACUUCCCCUCUGCUGGAAAGAAGGACGACAGUGGAAGGUAAGAUUGAGCUCCCUCUGCCUGAAAGAAGGACAGCAGGGGAAGCAAAGAUUGAGCUCCCUCUGCCUGAGCUCGGCGGCGGCGUCCCUCUGCUGACUGAGCUCAUGAUGCCUACAUUCACGACGAACGUGGAGAAGACCAAACUGGAGUUCCUCCGCAGAUUGAUUCUUCGAGGCCACGCCGUCGGCAGAGAGACUGCAGUGGUGGUUCAGUACUUGAACCACAUCCAGGGGAUGAUUAGUUGCAUCAUCCAGUGCUACGAAUCACUGGAGAAGUACAACUUUACUCGCGAAGAUCUUGUUGAAAUGAUGGUGCUCGACGGUUGCUUCAUCAUCGAGGCGAUCGUCAAUUACUGGAUAAGCAAGAAAGAGGAUGAGUUGCCGCUCGCCAACGAGUCGGUCAGGUAUGACUUGCUUCUAGUCGAGAACCAAAUCCCCUUCUUCGUCCUCGAGGAGCUGUUCCGCAUUACCGCCGUACCCGAGUUCGGGACCAAAGACGAAGGCCGAGCGCUCGUCAGAAACCUAGCGGUGUUUUACCUCACCAUGGGAGAAAUACAGGAAGUGCCGGCUGGCUACAACGGACCCGUCUAUCAUCUAGUCCAUUUACUACACAUAUGCCUUCGCCCGCUGCCACCACCGACCGCUUCUCGGCGGUCGCCGCCGCCUUUAGUUGGCAAGCUAAGAAAGAUGGAGCUCCUAUGGAGGCUACUGAACGCGAGCUCCUCGAACUCGCCCGUGGACUGGGUGCUAUGGAAACUGAUGCCCCCGGCUCGAGAGCUCAGCAGGCUCGGGGUGAGGUUCAAGCCAAAGACGACGCCCCAUCUCGCCGACAUUACGUUCGACGACAAAAAUGGCGUGUUAGAGUUCCCGCGAUUUCCUCGUAACGGGCUCGCCAUUUACACGGUGAACAAUCUAGUGGCGAUGGAGAUAGGCGACGGUUGGGAACCGACGGAGCGGCUCUUCUGCAGCUACGCGAUGUUUAUGAGCGAGCUCAUCGGCGGGCGGGAGGACGCAACGGUGCUCAUCGACGCGGGGAUUCUCAAAAUUCGCGCCGAGGAUUGGCUUGUGGCGGCAACAUAUUUUGGGAGGCUCGCCCCGCUUAACGUGGGCGGCGGCUAUCAGCACCACUUCAGAACGCUGGUCCGCGCCGUGAACGCAUACUGUAUGCAGGCCAGCAAGGUCAUGCGAGUGAUGGGCUUCCGCUAGGCGCACGUUUAUUUGAUUAAACAUGUUAACGUUGAUCUUUCUUGUUUAUUAAUAAUUAUUUUAAUGCCGUGUGCGAAAAAU
This is a messenger RNA of Ananas comosus (pineapple), 1535 nucleotides long. RefSeq names its product UPF0481 protein At3g47200-like. The record is from RefSeq and is a predicted model, not a curated record. NCBI's taxonomy places the organism in Eukaryota, Viridiplantae, Streptophyta, Magnoliopsida, Poales, Bromeliaceae. The transcript has 2 exons. The coding region runs from base 6 to 1454 and encodes 482 amino acids.